CAAAAUAAAAGCAAAGAAAGAAAGGGAUCCAUCUGUAAGCUUUGUUAUCACUGGGCUUUAAGGAAUAAACAGAUAGAACAAUGGAUCAUCCAUACACAGGAGGAAGCUGGACGAUGAUACCCAACGUGCCAUCCCACAGUAGCUCUCCGGCUACUCACUCAAAUCAAGAUCAGUUUUAUCUCCAUCCACAAUCACAGCUACAAUCACAACAAUUUAAUCAAUUCCAACAACAACAGCAGCAGCAGAAUCAGCAGCAACAAUUUCAACAGCAGCAGCGUUUAAUUCAACAGCAACAGCAACAGCAGCAGAAUCAGCAUCACCAAUCACUCGCCUCCCAUUUUCACCUUUUACAUCUGGUGGAGAACUUAGCUGAAGUUAUUGAUAAUGGAAGUCGGGAUCAGCACUCUGAUGCUCUGAUUACUGAGUUGAACAAUCAGUUUGAGAAGUGUCAGCAGCUAUUGAAUUCUAUUUCCAGUUCUAUUAACACCAAAGCUAUGACUGUAGAGGGACAGAAGCGAAAGUUGGAAGAUAGUGAGCAAUUGUUGAAUCAAAGAAGGGAUCUCAUUAGCAAGUACAGAAACUCUGUUGAAGAGCUUCUCAAGUCGGACCCAUGACUAAUGGUCGCGACACAUGGGUAAGAAAACUUAGAUCUAAAUCCAGUGUAGGCUUAGUACCUUCUGAGUUGAACCAAUUUACUUACUUGAGAAACAGAGUUGCCUAAUUCUUUUUGUUGAAAUAGGAACUCUUUGGAAACUGGCUUAAGCCUUGUAAUUGAUUUUCGAGUUUGAGGAUUACACAAGAUGUUGCUGAUCAAGUGUUGUUAGUAAUAUAUUCUUCCUCUGUGUGCAUCA
Molecule: messenger RNA, 851 nt
Organism: Ricinus communis (castor bean)
Lineage: Eukaryota; Viridiplantae; Streptophyta; Magnoliopsida; Malpighiales; Euphorbiaceae
Product: mediator of RNA polymerase II transcription subunit 9
Exons: 5
Coding region: 81-614 (177 amino acids)
Cellular component (GO): mediator complex
Source: RefSeq, a predicted model, not a curated record